AAGAAGUACGUUGGAUGUCAUUGUACGUAUGUUUAUUGAUGGAAAAUCUGUGUUUGGAACGUCUGUAAUUGAACUUUAUGUUUGUAUAAUUUGCCGAUAUAUCAUGUCGAAGAGGAGUUCAUUAGAUGGGAUUAAGAAAGGGUCUUCCCAUAAUGGAUCGGAAUCUGAUCAGAGUCCAGAUGACACAGCAGGAAAGGAUGAUGGGGCCAAAAAACAGAAACUUUCUUUUGGUUAUGGAAAGAGAUCCGUUACAAAACCUGAAGAGAAAGUCACUGAUACAUCCAUUAAGAAGGGAAUUCAAAUAAAAUUAGGUUCUCAGAAACCUGUUCAUCAAAGCAGUGCUGUUAAGUCACAGUCCAGUGCAGUUGCAGCUGCAUUCAACUUAGAUGAAGAAGAAGAACCUGAAGAAAUGCCUCCUGAAGCACGUAUGAGGAUGCGUAAUAUUGGCAGAGAAACUCCGACUUCAGCAGGUCCAAACUCAUUUGGUAAGACAAAGCAAGGUUUCUGUGAUGCCAAGAAAAUAUUUGAGAAAACAAUGAAGAAGGCAAUGGAUAGUACAGAUAGUUCCAAGAAAACAACAGAGUGAAAUGACUGUGGUAUACAUAUAUAUCUUAUGUUUCAGACUAGUAUCCAGAAAAACUGAGGACUGCGAUUGAGUUUGAUUUAUAAGAUUUUGACCAAUUACUAGGUCUGUUUGAAAUGCAGAACAUUAUAAAUAUCCUCAUAAUUGAGUAUCUGAUGGUCAUUGAAUUGUGUAGUUCUUAUUGCCAGUGUCAGAACGUAAUAGAUGCACAUUACUUUAUGAUGAUAUGGUAACAUUACUGAUCUUAUUGUUUGUUCAUUUCAGAUUACAUUUUCUUUGUGGUAAUGUGUAUAUUUAAGAAGUGAGCUGUCUUAUGUUUUUUCUCUAUCUUUAUUCAUUCACAGUUCAUGUUGUUAAAUCUCAUUACAUGAGUGACUGAUACACCAGUACAAUAAAUACUACUAAAAUGUA
This is a messenger RNA of Cryptotermes secundus, 994 nucleotides long. Its product is annotated as PEST proteolytic signal-containing nuclear protein. The record is from RefSeq and is a predicted model, not a curated record. NCBI's taxonomy places the organism in Eukaryota, Metazoa, Arthropoda, Insecta, Blattodea, Kalotermitidae. Gene Ontology annotation, biological process: proteasome-mediated ubiquitin-dependent protein catabolic process; protein ubiquitination. Gene Ontology annotation, cellular component: nucleus. Bases 29 to 586 code for a protein of 185 amino acids. The transcript has 4 exons.